This is a messenger RNA of Scheffersomyces coipomensis, 2640 nucleotides long. It is a transcript of the gene SOK1, whose product is annotated as Sok1p. The record is from RefSeq and is a predicted model, not a curated record. Lineage: Eukaryota; Fungi; Ascomycota; Pichiomycetes; Serinales; Debaryomycetaceae. The coding region runs from base 1 to 2640 and encodes 879 amino acids. The transcript has a single exon.
AUGAAUUCUCAAGUUAAUAAUCAAACUGAGAAUCAAGAUACUCAAAUCUUUCAAGAAGAUCAAUUCAGAAAAGUAUGUUUUAAUCCAACUUCAAAUGGAACCUCUACAAACCCAUCAUCUUCAAAUCCAACUAAUGAUCAAUCUAAUGCCACUUCCUCUUCAUCAUCUAAUGUAUCUUCUACCAGUAGAAGACCUUCUUCCGCUCAUCAUUUAGUGGUUUCAAAUGAUAAUUCCGCCUCCAUUACUAAUACUUCAACUUCAACCACCACUUCCGACACUAAUCAAUCAUUACAACAAAAAGUAUUAGCUCAUCAAAUUCAUUUACAUCAUAUAAACUUACAUAUGCAACAACAACAAGAAUCAGUUGCUUCUCCAACCUCAACUGUUACUGGUUCAUCAUCUACCAACCCUAAUAAUACCACUCCAUCGUCAAAUAAACGCAACUCUUCAUCAACUGCAUCUUCUUCUAUAAAUUCUCCAGCUUUUACUCAUGAUUCCACCAAGAGAGUUCGUUUAGACCCCACCAUUAUUAAUCAACCUGAUUCUCUUAUGAAUAAAUCUUCCAGUUCAUCUUCGAACCAAAUUAUUCCUGAAACUUCUAGUACUACUACUUCUACCACUACUACAACAACAACCACAACUACUACUCUUAAAUCAAAAAGUCCAAAAUUCAUCAGAAGAUUUAGAUCAAGAUCUUUACCUAUCAUUAAUUAUCAUACUCAAAGACAUCAUCAUCAUCAUCAUCAAAAUAAUCAAACAAAAUUAUUACCUCAAGCUAAUUUAAUUAAUCCACCUCAAGCACCACCUGCUCCACCUGCUGCAUCUUCAUCAAACUCAAGUAAUAUUCCACCAUUACCACCUAUAAAUCUUCAAUCAUUAAAAGAAAUUGAUCUUCAUGAAAUUUUAAAGAAUCCUCAAUUAAGACAUGAUAUACUUUUUGAUCCUCAAUUACAAUUUAGACCUAAUUUAGAUGGUGAAAGAGGAAAAAGAAAGAAGUCAAUCAUUGAAAAAUAUUGGUUAGAAAUCAAAUUUGAAUGUUUACAAUUUUUUCAACAAGCUCAAUCAACUAAUAAAUCCAAAAGUAUUAAAAUUAAUAGAUUACCAAUUUUAUUUGCCACUUUAAGAGAUAUUUUAUUGAGUCUUUUACCUUCAAAAGAUCGUCAACAAGUUAAUGAAAUUAUGGAUAUUGAUUUAUUAAUUCAACAAUUGAAUCAUGGAUCAUUUGAUUUUGUGGAAAUGUCAAGAUGGUUAGGUGAAGUAUUUAAAAGUCAUUGUGCUCCAAUGAGAGAUCAAUGGGUUAUUGAAAUGUAUCUGAAAUUUAAAGAUGCAUAUAGAUUAAAUUCAGUGGAUUAUUUAGUUAAUGGAUUAAGAAUGAUAUUUCAAAUUUUAGAAGCUAUGAAAUUAGAUGUGGCCAAUCAUCAAAUUCGAAUUUUAAGACCAGUUUUAAUUGAAACUGCUGUUGAUUUUGAAAGAGAUUAUUUUCAAACUUUAAUAAAUCAUCAUAAAAUUAAUAUUAAUGAUUCAUUAAAUUGGUUUUAUAAAAAAGUUUAUAAAAAAUUUGAAUCAACUAAAGAAUCUUCAAAUUCAAUGAUUAAAUUUCCUGAAGUUAUUGAUGAUGCAUUAUUAAAACCAAUUAUAAUUUCAUCUAUUAUUGAUUUAUUAAGUUGUCGUCAAAUGGCUACUGAAUUUCCAUCUACUUUAGCUUUUGAUCAUACUCGUUUAGUACUUUUACGUGCUGAUGUUCGUCAAUUGGUUUGUGUUCAAUUAUGUAUGGUACUUUAUAAACAAUUAAUCAUUAUGUCAACCAAAUCCAAUCCAAUGUUAACUAAAACAUUAUUAUCCAAUUCCAAUAUUUUAAAAGUUCAACAAGAAAUUUUAGCUAUUGUUACUGAUGAUAAUGGUAAUAUUAAAUGGACUAAGAAUGUUAAUGCUAUAAGUUUACAAUUAGUUCGUAAUUUACAAGAUCCAAAUUCCAAUGUUGAAAUUGAUUUUAAAAAUUUAUCAUCAAAUUUAAUUGAAUUUAGUUAUAAUUGGUUAAUAAAACAUAUUCAACCAAAAUCUGAAGUUUAUGGAUUAAUGGAAAUUAAAGUAUUUAAAUCAUUAUUAUCAGAAAUUAUCAUUAUUAUUAAUAAUACUUCGACUACUACUACUAGUAAUAAAGAUGAAAAUGAUUUAUUACUUCAACAAUCAAUGAACAAUAUGCAAUCCACCUUUGCCACUAAUGUUAAUUCCACCACUGUCACCACUACUACUGCUACUACUACUACCACACCAGCCAAUGCUACUUCUACUACUGAAUUAAAGAAUAUUGCUUUAAGAAUUUCAACUUUAGUUAAAUUCCAUUGGAGUGUAUUUGGAAAUUAUUAUAUUGAUCAUAUUAAAUCUCAAAUUGAUAAAUUAGCUCAAGAAGAGAAGGAAUAUUUACUUAAGAAGAAACAACAAAUUUCAAGUAAUAAUAAUAAUAAAGAAAAUGAUGAAUCAUCAACUGAUGUUUCUCAGGCUAAUAAUUUCAGUAAUAAUAAUAAUGAUACUAAUAAUAAAUAUUCUCAAAUGGAUGGUAAUAAUAAUAAUGGUCGUAAUAAUAGUGAUAGUAAUGAUAAUAAUGCCACUAAUAAUGCAGCCAUACUUUCCACAUCAUAG